Microtus oregoni (creeping vole) is the source of this 3052-nucleotide messenger RNA. RefSeq names its product alcohol dehydrogenase 6. The transcript has 9 exons. Gene Ontology annotation, cellular component: cytosol. The coding region runs from base 49 to 1176 and encodes 375 amino acids. Gene Ontology annotation, molecular function: zinc ion binding; all-trans-retinol dehydrogenase (NAD+) activity. NCBI's taxonomy places the organism in Eukaryota, Metazoa, Chordata, Mammalia, Rodentia, Cricetidae. The record is from RefSeq and is a predicted model, not a curated record. Gene Ontology annotation, biological process: retinol metabolic process; retinoic acid metabolic process.
GGUGAAAGACCAGUCAGAAAGACUUCCAAAGCAAGCUUCCUGAGGAAAAUGGGCACCAGGGGAAAAGUGAUCAAAUGCAAAGCCGCUGUGCUCUGGACACCUGGGGCCCCAAUGGACAUUGAGGAGAUAGAAGUGGCCCCACCAAGGGCAAAGGAAGUUCGAAUAAAGAUGGUGGCCACAGGAAUCUGUGGUACGGAUAUAAAAAGUCUGGAUGAUAAAGAGCUUUCCCAGUUUUGCCCCAUCAUUUUGGGCCACGAAGGAACUGGAAUAGUCGAGAGUGUGGGAGAAGGAGUAAGCACAGUGAAAACAGGUGACAAAGUCAUCAUCUUAUGUUUACCACAAUGUGGAGAAUGUAACACUUGCCUCACUUCCAAGAACAACAUGUGUAAGGAAAUUAGACUGUCAGGGACACAUCUGAUAUCUGAAAGCAGCAGCAGAGUCACCUGCAGAGGGAAGAUGGUGCAUCAAUAUAUUGCUAUAGGCACCUUUUCUGAAUACAUAGUAAUAAAGGAAAUCUCAGUUGCCAAGAUUGAUGAAGCUGCUCAUCUGGAGAAAGCAUGCAUAAUUGGCUGCGGGUUUGCCACUGGUUUUGGUGCUGCGAUCAAUUCUGCCAAGGUGACCCCUGGCUCCACCUGUGCUGUGUUUGGCCUUGGAGGUGUCGGUCUGUCUGUCAUCAUUGGCUGUAAAACAGCUGGAGCAGCCAGGAUCAUCGCUGUGGACACCAACAAAGAUAAGUUUGCGAAGGCCAAGACAGUGGGUGCCACUGAGUGCAUCAGCCCGCGAGACUUUGACAAUCCCGUUCAGGAAGUCUUGUUUGAUAUGACGAAUGGUGGAACAGACUUCUCCUUUGAGGUCACUGGAAACCCAGAAAUAGUGGCAACGGCCCUGGCCUCCUGCAGCAAGGACCAUGGGGUCUGCGUGAUCGUUGGAGCAAUUGCCUCUAGGGCUCAACUCAACAUCAGUAGCCAGUUGUUCUUCUCAGGACGUAGUCUGAAAGGGUCAGUUUUGGGAGGUUGGAAAACCAAGGACGAAAUCCCUAAGCUGGUUUCUGACUACACGACAAAGAAGUUCAGCCUAGAUCCACUAAUCACCCACACCCUGGCUCUCAACAAGGUCAACGAAGCAGUUCAGCUAAUGAAAAAUGGACAAUGCAUCCGCUCCGUCCUGCUACCUUAGUUACAAGAUCUGCAGCAUCCACUCCGUCCUGCUACCUUAGUUACAAGAUCUGCAGCAUCCACUCCGUCCUGCUACCUUAGUUACAAGAUCUGCAGCAUCCGCUCCGUCCUGCUACCUUAGUUACAAGAUCUGUGGCAUUUCACCACCUGGAUUUUGCAUAUCAUCAUGAUUUAGAAGAACCGGCCACACAACACUUUUCUAUGUUCUUGCCUUGACUCAUUCUGCAACAUUAUAUCAGGUUCCCUCACCUGACCACACCAUCAAAAUUGUUUUCACAUGACCCCCGGCCAUGCCAGUGCCAUGCAGGACAGCCUCCCUUUCACAGCUACGCUAAGGUUGAUGGGAACCACCCAACGGCACAUCCUGCAGAUGAAGGCACACCAAGAUGUUCCACAGGUGCAGCUGUCUCUGCCUCUGGACCCACAUUUCUUCAGCCACUGGAUCUUUCCCACACUGUAUGCAUCUACAUGUGAAGCUUGGCAUAUUGUCCACGAGAAUAAGAAUUCCCCUGGAGAAGCUACUGGAACUGAUAAACAACCGAGCAAACUUUCGGGUCACAAGACUCAAUAGUGUGGUUAUAUGGCAAUAGCAAGUUAUCAGAUACGGAAAUCCAGGAAGCAAUCUCACAGUUACUGUGAGAUUGGUCCCUCAGAUAAUAAUGAGGAAGAAAUUUAUCCCAAGAUAAUAGAUCUCGACAAUUAAAAACUAUAAAACAUCACAGGGUAUAAUGGUGUCCUUCUUUAAUCCAAGCACCUUGGUGGCCAAGGAGGGCCAACCUAUGUGACUUCAGGGCAUGACCGCUGACAUAGCAAGUUCUACAUAACUUGAUCAUGAUAAGCUCAUGACACAAAUAUAUACAUAUUUAAAUAGAUAAAAAUGAAAGCCAUUCUUUGUUCAUGAAUUAUGAAUUACAAGAAUAUUGUUAAAAUGUCUGUACUUCCCACAGGGGAUCAUAGGAAUCAUGGGUGAUGAAAUCGGAGGACCACAGUGAGCCAGCCCACCCUUUGAUGAUGCAGUCCACCCUUCGAUCAUCCUGGGAAAGCAGGCCCUGCCCGUCAGUGGACACGGCAGAAAAAGAGCUGGCCAUGACCCUCAUGGGAGAGCUAUUCCUCCUUCCCCCACACUGCACUUGGGAGUGAUGGCCCCACCCCUCACUAUAGGAUAGGAAGAACUGGCCCUGACCGUAUGGGCAGAGGGGAGCUGGUUUUGCUGCUUCCCUGAGUUGGGGCAGCCUCAGUGACCUGGAGUGACCAGCUCAACUACUGCCCAGGCCCACAGGUGGGCCUUUUGGGUUGGCGCACCCUAACAUCUACGCUGUCUAGGACCUGCUGGAGCUCAUGAAGGUACUGUUCCUGUGGAGAGAUGCCCACAGGAUCUCCAGGACCCGGGAUGGCUUCAAGGUAUCUGAGAGGAGUUAGGUGAGGAUCCACUGACGAUGCUGUGCCAGAGACCAAAGGCCUUGAACCACACCAAUGACUCAUUGCAAUGAACCUGUGAAAGACAAGUGUUACACAAAAGGACAUAUUGUGUGACGCACCAGGACUCCCAAUGUCACUAGGAUGAAUGCAGAGGUGUUGCAGAGGCGAGAAAGACAGAGGAGUAAAGAGGGUUUUUUUUUGGUUCGGUUGUGUUUGGUUUGAAUUUUUUUUUUUUGUUUUUAUCUGUGGGGGACACUGCAGGGGUGAGAAGAGGAUAUGGGGGGAUUGGGAUGUGAGUGGAAUUGGGGUGCAUAUUGUGAAAUUCCCAAGAAUCAAUAAAGAAAUUAUGCUAAAUAUUAAAAAAUUUUUAAAUGUCCAUACUACACAGAGAUCUACAGAUUCAAUGGUACAGAAUCUUACCAUAAAUACCAGCAAUAUUCCUCACAGAUAAAAAUAGC